Myotis daubentonii (Daubenton's bat) is the source of this 2496-nucleotide messenger RNA. It is a transcript of the gene PKDCC, whose product is annotated as protein kinase domain containing, cytoplasmic. Gene Ontology annotation, cellular component: extracellular region. The record is from RefSeq and is a predicted model, not a curated record. NCBI's taxonomy places the organism in Eukaryota, Metazoa, Chordata, Mammalia, Chiroptera, Vespertilionidae. Gene Ontology annotation, biological process: skeletal system development; peptidyl-tyrosine phosphorylation. Gene Ontology annotation, molecular function: non-membrane spanning protein tyrosine kinase activity; ATP binding.
GCGGGAGGCAAGUGUCAGGCCGAUGUGCCGCCCGCGAGGGGCCGGGGCCGGGGUCGGGGCCGCCGGGGCCAUGCGCACGAGCUGGGCCGGGGGCCGGCGGGGCGCGCAGCGGAGCCGCCUCGGAGCCUGAGCCUCCCGGGCCGGGCCGGGGAGCGCGCGGGGCGGCCGGCCGGGGGGAGGGGAGCGAUGCGGCGCCGGCGGGCGGCGGUGGCCGCGGGUUUCUGCGCCUCCUUCCUGCUGGGCUCCGUCCUCAACGUGCUCUUCGCCCCGGGCUCGGAGCCCCCGCGGCCCGGCCAGUCCCCCGGGCCCUCGCCAGCCCCCGGCCCGGGCCGUCGCGGGGGCCGCGGGGAACUGGCCCGGCAGAUCCGAGCGCGCUACGAGGAGGUGCAGCGCUAUUCCCGCGGGGGCCCCGCGCCCGGGGCGGGCCGGCCGGAGCGGCGGCGCUUGAUGGACCUGGCGCGGGGCGGGCCGGGCCUGCAGCGUCCCCGGCCCCCGGGGGCCCGGCCGCCGCCCGACGGCUCCCCGAGCUGGCCCCCGGCUCCCGGCCCCGGCUCCCCCGGCUCCCCCGGCCCGGGCCCGCGCCUGGGCUGCGCCGCGCUCCGCAACGUGUCCGGCGCCCAGUACGUGGGCUCGGGCUACACCAAGGCCGUGUACCGGGUCCGCCUGCCCGGCGGCGCCGCGGUGGCGCUCAAGGCGGUGGACUUCAGCGGCCACGACCUGGGCAGUUGCGUGCGGGAGUUCGGGGCGCGGAGGGGCUGCUAUCGGCUGGCGGCCCACAAGCUGCUCAAGGAGAUGGUGCUGCUGGAGCGGCUGCGGCACCCCAACGUGCUGCAGCUCUAUGGCUACUGCUACCAGGACAGCGAGGACAUCCCGGACACCCUGACCACCAUCACGGAGCUGGGCGCCCCCGUGGAGAUGAUCCAGCUGCUACAGACCUCCUGGGAGGAUCGCUUCCGAAUCUGCCUGAGUCUGGGCCGCCUCCUUCACCACCUGGCCCACUCCCCGCUGGGCUCUGUCACUCUGCUGGACUUCCGCCCCCGACAGUUUGUGCUGGUGGAUGGGGAGCUGAAGGUGACGGAUCUGGAUGAUGCACGCGUAGAGGAGACACCGUGUGCCAGCAGCGCCAACUGUGUACUCGAGUUUCCAGCCAGGAACUUCACCCUGCCCUGCUCAGCCCAGGGCUGGUGUGAGGGCAUGAACGAGAAGCGCAACCUCUACAAUGCCUACAGGUUUUUCUUCACAUACCUCCUUCCCCACAGUGCCCCACCCUCACUACGGCCUCUGCUGGACAGUAUUGUCAAUGCCACAGGAGAACUCACGUGGGGGGUGGACGAGACGCUGGCCCAGCUGGAGAAGGUGCUGCACCUGUACCGGAGCGGGCAGUAUCUGCAGAACUCCACCGCAGACAGCAGAGCUGAGUACCAGCGCCUGCCAGACAGCACCAUCCCCCAGGAGGACUACCGCUGCUGGCCAUCCUACCACCACGGAAGCUGCCUCCUCUCCGUGUUCAACCUGGCUGAGGCUGUGGACGUCUGUGAGAGCCAUGCCCAGUGCCGGGCCUUUGUGGUCACCAACCAGACCACCUGGACAGGUCGGCAGCUGGUUUUUUUCAAGACGGGAUGGAGCCAUGUAGUCCCUGAUCUCAACAAGACCACAUAUGUGAAGGCCUCUGGCUGACCUGUCUGAGGGCUCAGCUGACCCUCCCCGCCCACUGGGCUUGCCUGCGAAGGGCGUGACUUGCACUGGCAGCAUUGCGUGUCACCCGGAACCGCUACAGACAAGGCUGACAUCCCAGACAGACGGAGGUGACCAGGACAAUGUGCAAUAAUGCCAAAUGUUAAAAUGUGAGUUUACCAGUCUAGGUGUGGGACUGCUGGCUCCAGGGCUAGAAAUCCUGGGGGGCUGGCGGCCUCUGCAACCCUCUGGGCUGCCAGCAAGGCUCAGGCUGGUCUCCCCUUGGGGGCUCUGCCCCUCACUGGGACAAUUCCUUGGGCAGCCCCAUCACUGUGUUCGUAGUGUGAGAAUGUAGCCAAAGCCCCGGCUGCUGCUGCUGCUGUUGCUACAGGUGCCAUGGCCUAGCGGGGGCUGCGUGGGGACAAUCGGUCAGAGUGUUCUCUCCACUGAGCUCCAGACAGGAGACUUGACAGGAUGCUCCAGGAAGUCAGUGAUCCUGUACUGGGGAGGCCACCUCUGGCCACCCGACUGGGGUUUCUCCUGGGCCAGCCCAGGGACAGGCGCAGAGGAGCACACAUGGUAUGAGCCAAGACGUGGGGUCGAGGAGCAGGUUGCGGUUUGAGCCAGGACCUGGAGUGGGGGUGGGGCCAGGGCCUUUCUGCCUCAUUUGCUUUCAGUGAAAGCCGAAAAACAGCCAAAAACAGCCUCUCCCUCCUCCUGGAGUUUGUAUAUCCAGAAGCUUUUGUACUUCUUGUUCAUUAAAAUGUUUAUUUUUGUAAAAAAAAAAUCAAUCAAUUAAUAAAAUGACAUUUCACACGGUAA